GUGUGCCGAAGAACAAGGGGAGGGUACCCUGCUACACGUUACACUGCGAAAACUCGACGGAGAAUCAUCUGCAGAGUCCAGGUCCCAAUGUCUUCAGGAGGGUUUGGUUCUGUCACCAGGUCUGGCCGAGUGCGAGAGAUCCCACACUAUGACCAGGUCCCUAUGGGCUCCUUAUGGCAGGACCCAGAUUUUCCUAUGCCCCCGGAACCGUUGCAUAAAAUGGCACCAGCUGUAAGCUCGGACCACUUUCCUCCUCCCCCUCUACCUGAACAGCGAGCUGUUGGGCUUACAUCCUUGUACCCCCCUAGUGAUGAUGAGCCAAUGGAGGAAGACUGUGAUGUCAUGGACAUUAAGCCAGUCCACCGCUUCAUCCCCGUCUCUGUCAAGAACUUUUUCCGUGGCAAUAGCGGUAAACGUGGCAGCAAGGUUUGGGCCAAUCCCUCCCCUCCACCGCCACCUGUACCUGCUCCAUACAUCACUGCUCCCUUAUCCACUAAGAGCACCAGCUGCCACACCACAACAGGAGUCCCCUGCUCACCCCCCACCUCCGCCCCUCCAUCUCCGUCCCUUCUAGGGUCCUAUCGGGACCCCUACGGCGGCUCUGGGGGCAGCUACACCUCUCAGAAGGAGCGAGACGCUCUGCUGCUGGGUAGUGAAGCCUUCGACUCUGCAUCAGCAGUUCCCACCAAUCUCUCGGUCCAGACCUACCUGGAGCGGGUGGAGGAGUACCACCAGCGCUACGCCUACAUGAAGUCCUGGGCUGGUCUGCUGAGGAUCCUGGGCUGUGUGGAGCUGCUGUUGGGAGCUGCAGUGUUCGCCUGCGUCUGUGCCUAUGUUCAUAAAGACAACGAGUGGUUCAAUAUGUAUGGAUACUCCCAGCCGCAGCUGUUUGGGGGGCUCGGGGGAAGUGCUGGGGGCGGUUCCUACACAGGGCCCAAGACACCUUUUGUCCUUGUGGUGGCUGGUCUUGCAUGGAUAGUGACUGUUAUUCUGGUGGUUCUUGGCAUGAGCUUAUACUACAGAGCCAUCCUCCUAGACUCUUCAUGGUGGCCUAUCACAGAGUGUUCCAUGAACUUGGUCUUGGCGGUGCUGUAUUUAUCAGCAGGGAUCAUGUAUGUGAGGGACACCACACGAGGGGGGCUAUGCAACAUGCCGGUCUUUAAUAACGGAGUGAAUGGGGCAUUCUGUCGCACAGAGGCUGGCCAGACGGCAGCCAUCGUCUUCCUCUUCAUCACCAUGGUGCUCUACAUCAUCAGUGCAGGAGUGUGUCUGAAGCUGUGGAGGCAUGAAGCAGCCAGGAUGAGGAAGGAGGGGCUGGCGCUUGAGAUGAAAACUAUGGGAUCAUCAGUCCCGUUGUCCAUCCUGGGUCCAGCCUCCAGGCUCUCAGAGCAGACUCCUCUCCCCACUUUCCAGCCAGACAUCAUGGACUCUACUGACUACUCUGCAGCUGCCCCUCUGGUGGCACUGCAGCCAGAGAUUCUCAGAGGUCACAUACCAGCUGGACACAUCCCCAAACCUGUCAUUAUCGCCGACUAUGUGGCGAAGUACCCCAGCAUCCGCUCAGAGGAGGGGAGGGACCAGUACAAGGCUGUAUUCAAUGACCAGUAUGCGGAGUACAAGGAGCUGCAUGCUGAGGUUCAGGCCAUGGCCAAGAAGUUUGAAGGGAUGGACGAGAUGAUACAGAACCUUCCCACCCGUCCUUCCAGCCAAAUGGAAAAAGAGCGGAUCGGUGGCCUUUUAAUGGAAUAUCAAAGGAAGAAAGCUGAUCCAACGUAUUUGGAAAAAAGGGACAGAUGUGAGUACCUAAAGAACAAGCUCUCUCAUAUCAAACAGAAGAUUCAGGAGUACAACAAGGUCGUGGACUUAAACAAUAGCAACUGAACACUGCAGUUCAAGCUGUCAUUAACACGCCUGGAAUUCAUAUCAAGAUAUGCUUAAUGAUGCUUGUGUUUGCUGUCAGCAACUAUGAAGCAAACCAUCAAUAUUUAAACACACAUUGAAAUGAACUUUUCAUGACCAAACACAUUCAUUUUAAAUGUGACUGUUCCUUUAAGACCAGGUGUAAAUGGGAUCUCACAGCUGGCUAGCUAGAAACUGCCUGAAUAGAUGAAUCUGAUGUAAAUAAGGCUGAGUCAAUGGUAAUGAAGGCUUUGAUCCCAGUCAUAGUUCUGUAGUAGAAGUUUGUUAGUUUAGCAGUGUAUUCUUGAUCAGGUCUACUCUCAUAUGCUGCAUGUGUUAUAGCUGUUAAGCUGCUUGUUAUAAUGCUGGUAUUGUUUUUUACAUUGCAUUUCUUCUGUCCAGUUAUAUCACACUGUGAGGCACAAUGAACUGUUACUGAAAUCACAAUGUUGAAUAUAACAGAAGUGUGUUUGUUUUUUCAUUAGGUUUCAUCAAUUCUUUUCGUAAACUCACAUGUACAUUGUUUGAUUGAUGUUGUGCAUGUUAUUGUUUUGUAUCAUAUGUCAUACUGCUUUACAACCAAGAAGCACCUUUUUAUAAACUUGUAUUUACAUCUUUAGCUGAAGUCCUGUCUGAGUACCUUCUUUCACAUCUGCCAUUCACUGUUACAGGCCAACAGCUGCCCAAACUCAGUUAGUCCAGGCCAGUGGGACUAAAUGAGAGUAGUUAAUAAAGUUAAAACGGUACAUUUAAUCAUAAUUUAAAAAGAAUCUUGUUAGAAAUAUGAGUUUGCAUAACAA
Cyclopterus lumpus (lumpfish) is the source of this 2699-nucleotide messenger RNA. RefSeq names its product MARVEL domain containing 2b (gene marveld2b). The record is from RefSeq and is a predicted model, not a curated record. The coding region runs from base 88 to 1881 and encodes 597 amino acids. Gene Ontology annotation, biological process: bicellular tight junction assembly. Gene Ontology annotation, cellular component: apical plasma membrane; bicellular tight junction; cytoplasmic vesicle. The transcript is spliced from 7 exons. Lineage: Eukaryota; Metazoa; Chordata; Actinopteri; Perciformes; Cyclopteridae.